AAUCCGGUACCGAAAGGAUUGUGCCCGCGGAAUUCUGUGGAGCGUGUGCGAAGUUGCCAUUAUUUGCCGCCGUCGGUGUGCAUGUCGUGCCGUAUGCGGUGUCAUCACGUCGCCGCAUACGCUGCUGUUCCGUGAACGAAGCAGAUCGAAUCCCGUGUCCGUCGCGAUUCCGGUUUCCCGCCGCAGAUAGCAGCAUCGCUCAGUGCCUGGAAAGCAGCACCUACGCGAAAACCGCGUGUCCGGGCUCUUUGUGCGGUUUUGCACGCUUGUGUGUUUUGCGUUUCCAGUUCCGUGACGGAGCGGCCCAACACCAAUUCUCGGUGGAAUCGAUUGCACCGCGAAAGUUCGACGGAAGCCUGUGUGCGUCUGUGCCUGGGUGCGUGCGUGUGUGGUGCAAUAUCAAAUCAGUUGCUGGCCGUGCUUUCCGCGACUGCCACUGGAAGCAAAACUGCCAGCACAUAAGUGAAUUAAUAAUCGUCUCUCUCGCGGGGUUUGCCAUUCCGAAACAGUGUCUUCGCAGGUGGCAGUGCGGUACUCUGAAGAAAAAGAGAUUUUAGGUUAGGAACGUGCAAGGGUGACCGACCGGCGAUAAAAAAUGGAUACCGUCAAAAUAGCGGAGUUGCUGCGGGCCACCAUCGAGCCGACGCAGCGAUUGCAGGCCGAGGAGCAGCUGAACCAGGUACACAAAAUCAUCGGCUUCCUGCCCAGCCUGAUGCAGGUGAUCAUGCAGAACGAGUUGGAUAUGCCGGUCCGGCUGGCGGGCGCUAUCUACCUGAAGAACCUCGUCAACAGCAGCUGGCAGGAUCGGGAGGCGGAAGGGGCCGGUCUUCCGAUUCCGUUCGCCAUUCACGAGCAAGAUCGUGCGAUGGUGCGUGAUACGAUUGUGGAAGCGAUCGUGCACGUACCGGCGGACGUGAUCAAGGUGCAGCUAUGCUUCUGCCUCAGCCACAUCAUCAAGAACGAUUUCCCCGGCCGGUGGACGCAGGUGGUGGACAAGGUGAGCCUGUGUUUGCAGAACAGCGAUCCAAAUGCGUGGCACGGGGCCCUACUGUGCAUGUACCAGCUGGUCAAGCACUACGAGUACAAGAAGUCAUCCGAGCGCGGCCCCUUGACCGAGGCGAUGAACCUGCUGCUGCCGCAGAUCUACAACAUCAUGAUGAACGUGAUCAACGAACCGUCGGAGCAGAGCGUCCUGCUGCAGAAGCAAAUCCUGAAGAUCUUCUACGCCCUCACGCAGUACUCGCUGCCACUGGAGGUGAUCAGUAGGGAUGUGUUUUCCAGCUGGAUGGAAAUCUGCCGCCAAAUUCUCGACCGCCCGGCACCCGAUCCUACGCACAUCGAGGAAGAGGAGCGACCGCAGAUGCCUUGGUGGAAGACGAAAAAAUGGGCCUCGCACAUCAUCUUGCGCAUGUUCGAACGGUACGGCAGCCCGGGCAACGUCAUUUCGAAGGAGUACAAAGAGUUUGCCGAUUGGUUCCUGCAGACGUUCACCAGCGGUCUGCUAACGGUUCUCCUCAAGAUACUCGAUCAGUACCGCAAUAAGCUCUAUGUGUCGCCCCGUGUCAUGACGAAUACGCUCGACUACAUCAAGACGGCGGUGUCGCAUGCCUUCUCGUGGAAGAUGCUGAAGCCGCACAUGCUGGCGAUCAUCCGCGACGUGAUCUUCCCGCUGAUGUCGUACAGUGACGCCGACGAGGAGCUCUGGGAGAGCGAUCCGAUCGAGUAUAUUCGCAAAAAGUUCGACGUGUUCGACGACUUCGUGUCGCCGGUCCAGUCGGCCGAGAUGCUGCUGCACAAUUGCUGCAAAACGCGCAAAGGCAUCCUGACGCAGGUGAUGCAGAUCAUUAUGCAGAUCAUCAACACACCCAAUCUGGGCCACAAGGAGAAAGACGGUGCACUGCACAUGGUCGGCUCGUUGGCGGAGGUGCUGUUGCGGAAAAAGAUCUUCAAGGAGCAAGUCGAGCAGCUGCUGAUGCAAUACGUGUUUCCGGAGUUUGGCAGCCCACACGGGCACCUGCGGGCCCGGGCCUGUUGGGUGAUGCACUACUUCAGCGAUAUAAAGCUCAAGAAUCCCCAGGUUCUGGAGCAAAUUAUGCGCUACCUCAGCAACGCGCUUCUCACCGACAAGGACCUGCCGGUGAAGGUGGAAGCUGCGGUCUCCAUGCAAAUGUUCCUCAUCUCGCAGGAUGAGGCCGCACCAUUCUUGAGCACACAGAUCAAGGAGAUCACGAUGGAGCUGCUGAAGAUUAUACGCGAAACGGAAAACGAAGAGCUGACUACCGUCCUGCAGAAGAUCGUGUGCACCUACUCGGACCAGCUGCCACCGAUCGCGAUCGACAUCUGUCAGCAUCUGGCGACCACCUUCAGUCAGGUGCUGGAAACGGACGAAAGUGGUGACGAGAAGGCAAUCACAGCGAUGGGAUUGCUCAGUACGAUGGAGACCCUGCUGGCGGUGAUGGACGAACAUCCGGCGGUACUGGCCUCGCUACACCCGAUCGUGCUGCAAGUGAUCGGGCACGUGCUGCAGCAAAACGUGUUUGAAUUCUACGAGGAAGCAUUUGCGCUUGUGUGCGACCUAACCUUGAAGAGCAUCUCGCCCGACAUGUGGAAGCUACUCGAGAUUAUCUAUGAGUUGUUCCAGAAGAAUGGGGCCGAUUACUUCGUUGACAUGAUGCCAGCGUUGCACAAUUAUAUCACCGUCGACACUCCCGCCUUCCUGUCCAACCAGAACCACGUGAUCGCGAUGUACAAUAUGUGCAAGUCGAUACUGACCAGCAGCACGACGGAAGAGUCGGAGUGCAGUGCGGCCAAGCUGCUCGAGGUUAUCAUUCUGCAGUGCAAGGGACACAUUGACGAUUUCAUACCAAGCUUCGUCGAGCUGGCGCUGAUGCGGCUGACGCGAGAGGUGAAAACUUCCGAGCUGCGAACGAUGUGCUUACAGGUGGUUAUAGCAGCGAUCUACUACAACCCCACCCUGUUGUUAGAAAUACUGGAAAAGUUUCCGAACCCGGCGCCCAAUUCCUCUAUCACUGCUCACUUCAUCCGGCAAUGGCUGCACGAUUACGAUUGCUUCCUUGGUAUCCAUGAUCGUAAACUUUGCAUCAUCGGGCUGUGCACUUUGCUGUCGCUGGGCGAUCGGAAGCCGACGGUGCUGAGCGAACUACCGGACAAGAUCAUUCCAACGAUGCUGAUGGUGUUCGAUGGGUUGAAGCGUGCGUACGCUGCCCGUGCAUCCGAAGGCGAAGAGGAGGAAAGCGAAGACGAAAGUGAAGACCUGGAGGACGGACUUUCGAGUGACGAAGACGAUGUGGACGAAAUGAACCCAUACUUCAAGAACGUGUCGAAGAUGGUGCAAGAUAAGAGUGCGGAGGCCGGCUUCGAGAUAACGGCUUCGAUUCAGGACGCCGAUAGUGAUGAGGAUGACGACGACGAAGAUGACGAUACCGAAGAUGGUGAUGAGAUUGAUGAAACAGCGCUGGAAGGCUACACGACACCGUUGGACGAUGAGGACAAUCCGAACGCAGUGGAUGAGUACAUCCUGUUCCAGGAUGUUAUGAACAAUCUUCCCAACACGGAUCCGGCCUGGUAUACAAUGCUUACCAGAAAUUUGAACGCUUCAGAGCAAAAGAACCUGCAAGAGGUACUCGUGCUGGCGAAUCAGAAGAAGGAAGCGAAACGAUCGAAGCAAAUCGCGGAACAGAACAGCGCAGCAGGAUAUCAGUUCACUCAACAUCAAAUUCCCAGCAGCUUUAGCUUCAGCGGUGGCCAGCCUCCGCAGCAGUAGUAGCGGAGAGAGCGCCCUUGUUUCGAAGUAGAAUUUUUCGAACGGUUUCCACUCGCCAGUGGCACCUCUGCAUUCAUUGUAAUGGAAAAAACAACAUAAUCCACCACACGCCUCUAGCGGCUUCGAAACAGAACGAACGAGAACGAGCAACCAGUACACGGUUUUAAAAUGCUUUAUUUAUACGCUUAGUUCUAUCAGCAGCAGCAGCAGCAGCAGCAGCAGCAGGAGCAGCCGCCACAAUAUUGUUUACGACGUUACAGAGGGAUAACUAAAAGAACACACCACCACGAUCCUCGAAACAGCCAAUUUCUGCUUUACUUUUUCUUUUCAAAAUAAUAAACCUGUUGUGUGCAUGCGUGUAACGGAAGUGUAAAGCUAUGCGCUCGCGUACGCGCGCGCGGUUCAAGAAAAUCGAAACACAAAACACAAUAAAUGUUGGAUAUUAAACUCAGCUUAGCUUCGUCUCCGAGCAGUGCCGGUACCGGGAAUUAGUUAGUCCACCGUUCUAGUAGAUGGAUUUUUGUGGGGUUACAUUGAUCUGUGAAAGCGGCAGGGAAAAUGGUUCCAGUCGCUCGACGACGGAGCUCGGCAUUCAGUUGGUGAUGGUAUGGAUCCGAAAACAAGCGGGAAGUGGGUUUGUCGUUGGGCAUUAAUGUGCCACAACGCUGCCCAUAGCGUUGCUAGCAACCGAAGGCUUUAUUCUGUGAUGCUCUCGAUUAAAGACGCAUAAAAGUGUUUCAUAUUAGCGCUUUGGAGACCUGUUUUUCCAUAGCCUAUUUUCGGAAUCGUUCGGUAUAUUGCAGCAUAUCAGUCCGUUGUUGCAGCUUGUUGUGAUAGUAGGGAUUUAAUGGGUAAUACUUGUGAAUGGUGGGCAUUUGGUGUAUGAGUGUUUCCGCCCACAAGCCCCAACUGUAACAGGAAUUGGCUUAUUGGCCACCGAUCUCCCAGUAGCUUCAUCCGAUGAACCAAAUGAAAGCCCAAUCGUUCCGUCGCUGUGUUGACACACAAGCCAUGUUUAAUCGAUGAAAGACCCUGGUUGUGAGAUGAAACUGCAAAAAACGAAAGAUAGAAACACGCAAUGCACGCAACAAACAAUUUGCAACUCAGAAACGAUAGCGAAAGCCAACACAACGAAUCGAGCAUUUAUCGCCGCGUUACCUUUCAGGGCCAUAGAAAUACGAAACCCAGUGACAAGCUUGGAGCGAUCGAAAUAAGAUUGUAGCAAAGGAAACUAAAUAUUUAUGAGGUGAGAAACAGGAGCCGAAAUUAGAGGCGAAAGUGACGACAAGAAAAUAUAUAUUGAUUAUAAACGA
Anopheles bellator is the source of this 5097-nucleotide messenger RNA. RefSeq names its product importin-7 (gene msk). The coding region runs from base 596 to 3784 and encodes 1062 amino acids. Gene Ontology annotation, molecular function: small GTPase binding. The transcript is spliced from 9 exons. Gene Ontology annotation, cellular component: nuclear envelope; cytosol. Gene Ontology annotation, biological process: protein import into nucleus. Lineage: Eukaryota; Metazoa; Arthropoda; Insecta; Diptera; Culicidae. The record is from RefSeq and is a predicted model, not a curated record.